Messenger RNA from Pseudomassariella vexata, 255 nucleotides. RefSeq lists its product as uncharacterized. The transcript is spliced from 2 exons. The annotation marks the transcript as partial. The record is from RefSeq and is a predicted model, not a curated record. Lineage: Eukaryota; Fungi; Ascomycota; Sordariomycetes; Amphisphaeriales; Pseudomassariaceae.
AUGAAGUACUCCUUUGCUGCCGCGGCCCUCGUUGCCGUCGUCUCGGCCCAGUCCCUCUCGGAUAUCCCGUCAUGCGCCCUUCCUUGCAUCGACUCUGCCCGCACCAGCGUGACCAGCUGUGCCAUCGAUGACUACAAGUGCAUCUGUGACUCCAAGGAUGCCUUGACUGGGGCCGCUACCGGUUGUGUUCUCGAGGCGUGUGGUGCUGAGGUUGCUGCCGGCCAAGUCCUUCCCGCCGUGGAAGCUUUAUGCCAG